CCGCCGGGACGGGAAACGAAAGCGAAAGGGGAGCGUCGGGGCAGCUAUGGCCGAGCAGCCGUCGGGCUCCUUCCCGCUGCUCCUGGGGGGCGACUGGGGCCCCGCCGAGCCGCCGCCUGCCCUCAGGAAGAAGCUGCUCUGCUACUUCCAGAGCCAGAAGCGCUCGGGCGGCGGCGAGUGCGAGCUGCGGGCCGGCCCCAGCCCCGGGCACCUCCUCAUCUGCUUCAGCCGGCCGGAGGUGAGGCAGCGGGUGCUCGAGCGGCAGUGCCAUGAGCUGGACUGGGAGCCGAGAGGGCGGCUGUCGCUGCUCGUCACCGAGCUGUCGGCGGGGGCCGGCGGCCCCGCGGAGGAGGCGGGCCGGGCCGCCGGGGCCGAGGCGCCAGUUAAUGAAUCUCAAGUACCUCUUUCCAGUUGCCAGAAUAGAGAGACUUCUAUGUGCACUGGUAAGACAGAUGCCCAGGAAGUUGUGCAAAAGAAGCAUCACUCAGUGAAGAAAACUACUGAGUCUGUGAAGCCCUUGCAAGCAGAGACUCGCAAGGAGGAGCUGUGCCGGGGGGAGGACUCUCAAGGAUCCCCACCUUGCACUUCAGUUGUGCUUCAAAACGUGCAGGAGACAAUGAAAGACUGCAUGUUAAUUCUGCUGGUGGAGAAUAUCAGUGGCUUGUCAGCAGAUGAUGGUGACUUCACCGUGGAAAUAAUACCCGAGAUACGUUCUGCUGUAGUUACUUUCACUGGAAAUAUCGUUGCAGAGGAGUUUGCUGAAAAGCUUAAUCAAAACCACAGAGCAAGGCAACAAAGUAUUACAGCAUGGUGCCUGGAGCCAACAAAAAGUAUUAGGGCAGAAAAUAUACCACCCAACACAUCCAAUGACUUUAUAACCUUCUACUUUGAAAAUAAGAAGAAUGGAAAUGCUCAGGUGGUGGAUGUUCAGCAGCUGCCCAAUGAAGAUGCAGCCAUCAUUACCUUCAGUAACCAUAAAGAUUUAACCAAUAUCUUGGCAAAGCAACAUACAUUGGACCAAACACCAAUCUCUGUCUAUCCUUACUACGUCUCGCUGGGAGUAGCUCUGUAUGGGAAGGAAGGGCCACAGAUAAAGAAGCCAGAUCCAGUUACAGUGGCUGUGGAUCCUUAUAUCUGGCAUUACUUAAAGAGAAGUAAUUGGCUGAUGGAGGCAAUAAAUUGUGAAAUGAUGAGCUGUAAUUGUGUGCUGAAGUGGCCUGAACCCCAGUGUUCAAACCCAAAAGUUACUUUGCAUCCUUCAGCUAAUUUGUCUGAGAAGAAGAGAUCGGUAUCUCGAUUGAUCAAGGGUUGGAAGGAGAACGUUUCCACUGCAUUUGCACAUAGCAUCUCGAAGUACAAAGCCAUUCCAUGUCAAGUGAGUGCAGAGGUGUGGGAGGCCAUAAAAAACAGCUUCACCCACGAUGAAGUGCUGAUAGUGCCAUGUAUGUCCAAGGAUUUAGUUGUUUUAGUGGGUGAAAAAGAAGUUGUGAAGAACGUUGAACAAGAACUGAAGGACCUAAUAGAAAAGGCCACCAGAGAAAUUGAAAGAGAAAAGCAAAGAACUCAAGAAAAGGUGGCAAUAACUCCAGGGGAGUAUGCAAUUUUACAGAGCACUGAUGUUGAAGGAAAAAUUAGUACAGAGUUCCCAGCCCUAAAGGUAACUUACAAUAAUUUGCAGAAGGUAGUUGAGCUGUGUGGGCUGCCCGAGGAAGUUUACAGAGUAAAAGGCGAGAUACUAGAUGGUGUCCGCAAGAUGGUCAAGAAAACACUUAAUAUCAACGUGUAUAUUUUCCAGUUUUUGGAGUAUGUUGAUAAUGAAACCCUGUCACAGAGCCUGUUUUUGUCAAAACAAAUCAGUGCCUUUUAUGAGCUUGGCACAGGAGCUAUUAUCUUAAAAGGGAGUACACCUGAAGAGCUCAUGAAAGCUGAAGAAGCAGUAAAGACGGGACUGGACUACAAAAGCAUUGCUUUGGAGGAUGAGUCAGUCCUGCAGAAGAAAGAAUGGGGUGUGCUCACCAAGCAAGUCUGCUCUAAUGGUACCAUAACAGUGACUCGGGCAGGGCGGCAGGUCAUUGUUGCUGGUUAUUCUCAAGCGGUAGCAAAAGCUUACGGGGAGCUUUCUAACUUUAUAAAUGAAAACACCCAGGUACAAAAGGUCAUCGAAGGGAAGCCCAUGGUGGUCGUGAUGUUUUUUGAGAAAGAGAAGGCCAACGUUUGGAGUGACUUGCAGAGUAAAGGUGUGAAAGUUGACUUCAGCACACAGAAUAAAAGUGGAGUUAUAACCCUGAGUGGGCCGAGGAGAGAAGUGCUGAAAGGAGUUGCCACAGUUGAGCAAGCUCUGUCUGCCUUGCAUUAUACACGGAUGGAAAUGAAAGAGCCAGGAGCCAAAUCCUGCUUCAAAGAGCGAGAACCCUUUUAUGCUGCCACUGCAAAACAAGAGUUUAAGUGUCUGGUCAGGCUGGAGGAAGAGCUGGAAGAACAGCUGGAAGAACGUAGUAACACAGCCAAACCCUGUCAGCAGGUGACCAUAGGUGGAAUUGUCGUAGCGGUGUAUAAAGGUAACUUGUGUAAUUACCCCACUGAUGUGGUGGUAAAUCCAUCUAAUGAAGAUUUGAAACACAUUGGUGGCCUUGCUGAAGCACUGCUGAAAGCAGCUGGCCCGGAGCUGCAAGAGGAGUGUGAUGAGCUGGUGAGGAAGAAGGGGAGUUUACAGCCUGGGUGUGCGGUUAUCACGGGCGCCGGGAAGCUCCCCUGCAAGAAUGUCGUUCAUGCUGUUGGGCCCAGGUGGAGGAAAGAAGCAGCAAAACAGUGUGAGGACUUGUUGAAAAAGGCAGUGAAGAAAAGUCUGCAGCUAGCUGAAGCAUUUAAUCACAGUUCCAUAGCUCUUCCUGCCAUAAGUGGGGGGAUAUUUGGCUUCCCGCUGGAGCUGUGUACAUAUUCAAUUGUGUCUUCCAUCAAGGAGACCUUGCAAAAAUCCAUGGGGGACAGCAGCUUGAAGGAGGUUCAUCUCGUGGGUAUUUCAGAGGAUAACAUUCAGGCUUUCAGCAAGGCACUGACAGAAGUGUUUUCAGAUUAUUCACCUUCCAGCAGAUCACUUCAGCAAAUCAGUCCAGCUCAUCAGCCUAGGAAAAGCAAAAUAUUCCAAAAUAACAAGCACUUCCCUUUGGUAACAACUGAGGAAGGCCUUGACAUCAUGCUGAGACAAGGAAGCAUUGAAGAUGCUACAACAGACAUUGUUGUCAUCACUGUCGCCGGAGAUCUCCAGCUCGGUAACGGGCCACUCGCUAAAGCUUUGCUGAGCAAGGCAGGGCCAAUGCUUCAGACAGGCUUAAAAGAAGCAGCCCAAGGCAAAACACCUACAGAAGGAUCUGUGCUGAGAACAAAGGGUUACAAUCUGGGUUGCAGCGUUGUGCUUCACGCCGUCCUACCCGCAUGGUCCCAGAAACGCCCGUGUUCAAAGGUCCUGGGCAACGUCAUCACAAGGUGCCUGGAGACUGCCAAGGAACUCUCCUCCAAGUCCAUCACUUUCCCAGCGAUUGGGACAGGGAAUUUAGGAUACCCAAAGUCUGUUGUUGCUAAGUUACUGUUUGACAAGGUGUUUGAAUUCAGUAGUAAAAACAGAGUAAAUUCUCUCGAGGAAGUUCACUUUCUGUUGCAUCCAAAAGACACAGCUAAUAUACAGGAAUUUUCCAAUGAAUUCGAGAACAGAUCAAGAAAUACUGUAGAUGCUAAAGCACAGAAAAGCUCUCCAAGCGAGGCCAGCCAAGCUGCAGCUUUCCCUGGUACCUCUUCAAGCUCAGCACAGACUGUACUCGAGAUGACGAUUGGCUCCAUCGUGUUCCAGGUGGCAGAAGGCGAUAUUACCAAAGAACAGGCAGAUCUCAUUGUAAACAUAACAAACCAAACCUUCAACCUCAAUAAAGGUGUCUCAAGUGCAAUUCUGAAGGGUGCUGGAAAAGCAGUUGAAGAUGAAUGUGCUCAACUAGGCUCCCAAGGUAACAAGAGCUAUAUCACCACCCAAGCUGGAAACCUGCCAUGCAAGAAAAUAAUUCAUUAUGUUGCCCAAAGUGAUAUUAAGGCAAUAGUCCACGGUGUGCUUCUGGAGUGUGAAUUACAGAAGUACACCUCUGUCACCUUCCCAGCUAUUGGAACAGGUGAGGCAGGCCGUGAUCCAGCUGAGGUAGCUGACAACAUGAUAGAUGCAGUUACUGAGUUUGCAAGAGGGGAUUACACCCCGUCUGUGAAAACUGUUAAAGUUGUCAUCUUUCAGCCACAUCUGCUGAAGGUGUUCCAUACAAGCAUGCAGAAAAGAGAAAGUCUUGGCAAAACAGCAGUUGAAAAAUUAAUUUCCAAGUUCACAUCACUGUGGAGCUCUGAGAAACCAAAGAGAAAAACCAAAGUCGUUCUGGAAAAGAAAAUCGAAGUGGCUGUUGUGCAGAUCUGUGGAGAAAACAAAAAGAAAGUGGAAGAAGCUGAACACUGGUUGAGAUCUGCAAUUUUAAAGGAACAGUUUGAAUCAGAAAUCACAGAUGAGUCUAUCUUGCAGUUUGGUGAAGCAGAGACUGAGGAGCUGCACGACCUGCAAGAGAAAUUAAAUAUUGUCCUUUCUUUGAAUGGUGACUCUAUUAGAAUUUCAGGUGUUGCCAAAGAUGUCUGGAAUGCAAACUCAAUCAUUAGAGAAAUGAUCCACAGGGUAAAAGCUGCUAAAGAGGAAAAGAUUAGAGCAGAACUCUUCCAAAACAUAGUUGAGUGGAAAUAUUUCGAAAGGGAUUCCUAUGUGCCCUUUGACAGCCUCACAAACAUGCGCCUGGAAAGCGCUUUAACGGGAAAUCAGAAGGAUAUUUCAGUGGUGAUUGGUGAGAGAAAGCACACAGUGAAUCUAGAAGGAAGGUAUGCUGUGGAUGACCAAGGCAAACGGAGAGACAUCAUACGUGUUGAUAAAGCCGAAGAUCAAGAGUCAACAGUGCUCCCCUCAACUUGGGAUGAUAUGCAAAACCAGCUACUCAAAAUAGUGACCCUAAAACCAGAAACAAAAGAAUACAGAGAUGUGCAGGAGAGGUUUAUGAAGACGAGUCGGUCUUUAAAAAUUGAAAAGAUUGAAAGGAUACAGAACCCCUAUUUUUGGAAGACCUACCAAAUCAAAAAGCGUGAAAUGGAUAACAAAAAUGGGGGCAGAAAUAACGAGAGGCUUCUGUUUCACGGGACGAGUAAGGAGUCAUCAGCCAUCAUUAACUACAAUGGGUUUAACCGGAGCUACGCUGGAAAGCACGCUGCAAACUAUGGCAACGGGACGUACUUUGCAGUUCACGCCGGCUACUCUGCCCAUGACACCUACUCCAGACCUGACGCGCAGGGGAAGAAGUAUAUGUACUUGGCUCGAGUGCUGGUUGGAGAAUAUGGUCAGGGGACAAAAGGAGACAUUACUCCAGCAGCAAAAAACCCUGCAGACUCUACAGAUCUGUUUGAUAGUUCAACUGAUGAUGUGAACCAGCCCAACAUGUUUGUCAUAUUUAAUGACAUCCAAGCUUACCCCGAGUACCUUAUCACUUUCACUAAUUAAGCAUUUCGAGUGCAGCCACAGGUGGAUGUCUUUCAGACAUGCUGUUGUGUAAGACACAGACAUAACCAAACACACAAACAGUAACUAGUUGUAUCAAGUUGUUUUCCUAAAGCUUGGUUACAUUUAAGCAAUCUCUGCCUGGUUUUGAUAGCACUGAACUCAACUGCUUGUUUACACUUACUUAACCCUUGAGCUCAGUAUUCUUCUGAAAACCACUGUUAAAUUACAGCUCAAGCCUUUAUGCUGUGUCAGCCUUUCCUUCCAGCCUGUACAGUUUUCUUAGUUGCACAAGGAAGUGCAGAAUACUGACAGUGUGCUGGAAGGGAUCUCCUUUAGGCCACUGACCACUCCAUGUCACAUUUCUGAUGGCUUCUUACACUCAGCAACUGACAGGCUGCAUCCUUUAAUUAUGUUACGGUGGUUUUCAAUAAACAAUCUAAUUGAAGCAAA
Colius striatus (speckled mousebird) is the source of this 6010-nucleotide messenger RNA. RefSeq names its product poly(ADP-ribose) polymerase family member 14 (gene PARP14). The record is from RefSeq and is a predicted model, not a curated record. Gene Ontology annotation, molecular function: transcription corepressor activity; NAD+ poly-ADP-ribosyltransferase activity. Bases 47 to 5560 code for a protein of 1837 amino acids. Gene Ontology annotation, biological process: negative regulation of gene expression. Gene Ontology annotation, cellular component: nucleus; cytoplasm. Lineage: Eukaryota; Metazoa; Chordata; Aves; Coliiformes; Coliidae. The transcript is spliced from 18 exons.